Messenger RNA from Clarias gariepinus (North African catfish), 1257 nucleotides. RefSeq names its product coiled-coil domain-containing protein 74B. Lineage: Eukaryota; Metazoa; Chordata; Actinopteri; Siluriformes; Clariidae. The transcript has 7 exons. Bases 351 to 1214 code for a protein of 287 amino acids. The record is from RefSeq and is a predicted model, not a curated record.
UUGAUUCCGGCUGAGCCCAACAGAAAUUGCCUGCGUUAUCGCUUCAGCUUUUCCGCCGAAGUGUCCCUAUGAAUCCGAUGAGCACAACCGGUUAAUUUCUCCGGGUUUUCGGUUGUGGAGACGUGUUCGGCCGGGCCUGGAGGAUAAAAGCUCAUCCAGGUAGUUUUAGCUACACAGCCAUGUUUAAGCAGCACGAUCAGUCAGCACUAACAACUGUUUUGAUCGCUGUUUGUAUAAGAAACGGCUCGGCUCAGUACUGCUUCAUGUCUGUCCGGAGCAGAUGACCGGAAGAGCCGAUAGUCUAGCUAAAAUGAUGAGCUGGAGUUAAAGUCGGCUAAUUAGCUUCUAACAUGAUGUCCUCCUGCAACUUACCCCCCCUGCGGAAUUUGCCCAGCUGGAGUCGGGUUGGGACGCUCGAUCGGGCUCGUUUCCCUCCGCGAUUUCCCUGUGAAUGUCAGCAGAAAGCAGCAACAGAGCACAAGACAAGUCAGACCGGUGUCGGGAUGGACAGGGCCGGAGCGAGGGUCUCCUCACUGGAGAGAGACAUUCAGUUCCUUCAGCAGACGCACAAAAGCACCCUGGAGAAACUACACGAGGAGAUUGAUCACCUGAAGCGUGCUAACAAAGAACUGCAGUAUCAGCUGAUUAUGGGAGCUCAGCAUCUUCCUCCCAGAGAACCUCCACCACAAGGCUUACGUGAAAAGCAGUGCCAGGCUCGAGUCCGCAGGCCUGAAGAGAAGCCAGAGACAGGUCAUCAUGGUGUAGAACACAGCAUGUCCGUCAUCUUGUCUCUGCUGCCUCUGAGGAUUCAAGACAGUUCAACACGGGCUCCGCGCAGCCCAACUCUACAGGAGUGUGAGGCCAUGAUCCGACAGCUCUAUAACACCAACACCUCGCAGUCUCAAGAGCUGUUGCAGUUGAAGGCUGUUCUCCGAGACUUGUCAAACAAAAAAAAACUUUCACCUGAGGUCUACAAUCUGACAAAGACAAAUCGCUCUGAUAACACAAGAAGUGGAGAGUUGACAAAUAUUCCAAAAGUGUCUCUUAUGCCACUCAAGCCCUUGCCAAAAAUACAACAUCAGACCCAGGUGACUGUGAGAGAGAAAGUUAUUCUUCCUGCCAUCAGGCAGACCCUGAGCAGCAACCUGACAGAGAGGCAGAAACGUGCUCAGGACAUUCACAAAUUGCGCCUCAGAAGAGCAAUCUUCUCCUAGCCUAUACAGCUGCUGUAUGCGACAGUAAAUAUUAUGAAAUAAA